GAUUCAAGGAUCUCUAGACAGGUACUACUGCCCCGCAAACACCGUACUAGCCUCUAAGCUGCCCCAGAAAAGGUCGCCGGGUGUCAGUUCUCAGGCGAUAUGGGACGCAGUUGCCAGCAAAUGCAGCGAACAAUGCACAUGCGAUACGGCUCUGACAAGGAACAUUGGGAUUUCAGAACAAGCCAAAAGAUUGGAUGUUUUAACCUCAUGAUUCCGCGCCCUAAAACCGCAGCCACUCGACAAGCAGAGACGAACCCGGUAAUAUGGUUCAGUGGUUCAAAGAUAUCUCAUGUCCAUUGAAGAUUGUUCACAAGGGAAGAAUGUAUGCAGGUCUUGUUAUGGGCAAGUUUUGUUGCUGGGAGUGAGAAAAAGGGUUUGAUGGCUUUGGGCGUCGAUAGACAAAAAUUGCCUAUAUUCUGCAGAUGAAUCGAUAAUUCCUCCACAACCCUUCUCCCCCUUGCAGUUCUUCGAGCCAGCAAUCCUUCGCAUAGAAGAGUCAUUAAAAAGGUAGAUUUUAUGGCCGCCAUAAGCUGAUUCCAGUAUUUGUUUUGCCGACAAGGGCGUAGAAGGCCAUUGGCUUGGUGAGACGCACAGGCAGUGGUAGUCUAAUUUACCUGGAACGUAUAUUGAAGCUGAUUUCUUGGAAAGCAAAAGAAUAAUAGUCCGAAUUCCAAAAUCUACACCGUUCAUCACGGACAUUCGGAUCAAAGCUUGUCUGAUCAGAUCAUCUGAAGCUACUCAGAGUUGCCGACGAGUUUCAUUUGUCUGGCAAUCUCAAAUAUGAAGAGACCAGGUUUAAAGAUCUUCCGGGACGGAAACGAGUAUAGCACGGAACCUUUAACCUUGGAAGCGCAGGAUCGCCACGAGAUGCAGAUGGCUCGUGCUUGUUGAUCUUUAUGAAUCUUCUCAGAACAUUUAGACUUUGAGGUGAGCUUUUGAUACACCCUUGAGCUUCCAAGUUCUGGCCAUGGGAUUGUACGGAGUAUGCCACAAAUAUCAAAGUUUAGUCUCCAAUACGGGACUCGAAACUUUGCACAAGAUGGAGAUGGACACUUUAUGAAAUAGGACUACUAUAACAACAGAGAGCUGGGAAAAAUAGGGACUUGUCUAGAAAUGCAACGAGGGCACUACAAACGCAAAAAUUUCCAGUGUUUAUUGGUGUAUUUAUGAUUUAUCAUCGUAUUUACGAUUUCUACGCUCAAUACUUGUCCUUGGCUUUCCUCGAUCAUUAAGUGAUUAGUCAUAAUUUGAUAUCAUGCCUCAGGUUUCAGAUUGAUCCCACUUCGCUUUAUCGAUAAAGGGAAUUUGAUAAACCUCUUCGUCAUUAUCAAAUUUACGUUCAAUAUUUCAGGACACCAUAGCUCUUACAUCUGUAACCUGCAAUCCAUUCAACACUCCGCUGCCUAUCGACUCGCAAGUCCAGCUGAAAAUAUCUAACCCGAGUCACAACGUUGAAGUCGUCAGCUAUCCAACUAGCAUAGGAAAACCAUUCCUGUUAGCCAGCAGAGCCCCAAGUGACCCCCAACCCAUCUCAAUAUGGCAUCGGCAGACAAUGCGAAUCCUACGAUCUUGAAUGUGUCCGAAAUAUCACGUCGAAGAGAAAAGCGCAAGGUUCGAGAUUAUUCGGCCAAGAGACAUGGUAUACAGAGUAUAUUGAUGGCGAAACCCAGCUAUGCAUUGGAUCCUUUCUACAUGUCAGAUUUCUCAGAUGAAGACUCAGACUCGGAAGAUUCUGGCUUAGAGCCAAUAGAUGAACAGGAAAUCUAUGACUUGAUUGCACCAAUCUCCGACCCCGAGCACCCUCUUUCAUUGGAGUCUCUCGGAGUAGUUAAGCUUGAGGAUGUUCAUCUUGUUUCGCCUCCUGAUCUCACAAACCCAGCAGCACUGUCUCGCGUACUGGUUGAAUUGACGCCAACGGUUUCACAUUGCUCCCUAGCAACCGUUAUUGGACUUGGCGUGCGAGUACGUUUGGAACAAGCUCUUCCGCCAGGAUACCGAGUCGAGGUCAAGAUUAAGAAGGAUACACACAGUCAAGCUGAUGAAGUCAACAAACAACUGGCUGAUAAGGAGCGUGUUGCGGCUGCCCUCGAGAAUGAUAAUCUCAUGAAUUUGCUAAGGAAGAUGAUGAAAACCUGUCUUGAUGGCUAAUGAUAUCAUAACCACAGACAUAAGAUUUCUGUGAGACUGCUUUAGCCAGUGCCGGGAACUCCUCGUUACGAGGAAAAUCUACAAAACCGUUGCCACAUACGAGAUCACUUCCGCAAUGCUCUGAUACUUUCUAAAGUUACGCAGAUCCGUCCCCAAUUAAUGAACUACGAAUAAUAUGAAGUAUCAUCACAAAAAUCCACACCAAGUACUACA
Molecule: messenger RNA, 2361 nt
Organism: Botrytis byssoidea
Lineage: Eukaryota; Fungi; Ascomycota; Leotiomycetes; Helotiales; Sclerotiniaceae
Exons: 2
Coding region: 1537-2148 (203 amino acids)
Biological process (GO): iron-sulfur cluster assembly
Source: RefSeq, a predicted model, not a curated record